Synchytrium microbalum is the source of this 1410-nucleotide messenger RNA. RefSeq names its product glutathione-disulfide reductase (gene GLR1). Gene Ontology annotation, cellular component: cytosol; mitochondrion. Gene Ontology annotation, biological process: cellular response to oxidative stress; cell redox homeostasis; glutathione metabolic process. The record is from RefSeq and is a predicted model, not a curated record. The coding region runs from base 1 to 1410 and encodes 469 amino acids. Lineage: Eukaryota; Fungi; Chytridiomycota; Chytridiomycetes; Synchytriales; Synchytriaceae. Gene Ontology annotation, molecular function: flavin adenine dinucleotide binding; glutathione-disulfide reductase (NADPH) activity; NADP binding. The transcript is spliced from 8 exons.
AUGCCGGCCAUUCCUAUCGAUGCAAAGAACAUCACAAAGACAUUCGACUAUCUGGUGAUCGGAGGCGGUUCCGGAGGGCUUGCUAGUGCUAGAAGAGCCGCCAGUUUUGGUGCAAGUGUCGCCAUUGUUGAAUAUGAUCGAAUGGGAGGAACAUGUGUCAACAGAGGCUGUGUCCCUAAAAAGAUCAUGUGGACUGCAGCUUCCAUCGCUGAAUCACUCCACGAAGCAGCUGGCUACGGGUUUGAUGUCACAAUCAACAAAUUCUCUUGGAAUCUCGUGAAAAACAAACGUGAAGCAUACAUUCGUCGUCUAAAUGGCAUAUACGCUACCAAUCUCGUCAAAGACAAGGUCGAAACUAUAACUGGACAUGCUCGUUUUGUCUCUGAACGUGUGGUUGAGGUUGAAGGCAAGCUGUAUGAGGGUAAACAUGUCUUGAUUGCAACGGGUUCGAGAGCUACGAUACCACCAUUGGAAGGUGCUCAGAAGUGGGGUAUAACUAGUGAUGGGUUCUUCGCGAUGGAUGAGAUGCCAAAGAAGGUCGCUGUCGUCGGGGCCGGAUAUAUCGCUGUAGAACUAACCGGCAUCUUCCACGCCUUGGGCGCAGACGUUACUCUCUUCAUCCGCCACUCUGAUUUCCUCCGCUCAUUCGAUUCCAUCAUCCACAAAACCCUCAUGGACGAAUACAAACGUGCCGGUAUCAAAAUAGUUAUCAACUCUCAAGUAGUCAAGACUGAAAACUUGGGAACUGAAGAAAACAAGAAUCUGCGUCUUACCGUCCAUGACUCUGAAAAGAAUACUGAUACUAUAUUAGAGGGAUUCGAGGAUAUUAUUUUCGCUGUUGGACGUGCCGCCAAUGUUGAAGAAUUGGGGUUGGAGAAUGUUGGGACAAAGCUUAAUGAUCAUGGAUAUCUGAUUAGUGAUGAGUGGCAAGCGACUAAUGUUCCUAACGUAUAUGCUUUGGGUGAUGUUUGUGGUGUUGCCAUGUUGACUCCAGUUGCUAUUGCCGCUGGCCGUCGUCUAUCAGACCGACUCUUUGGUGGCAAACCAAACUCCAAGCUGGAUUAUACCAACAUCCCUUCAGUCAUCUUUUCACAUCCUACUGCUGGUAGUGUCGGCUUGACCGAAGAAGAAGCACGCCACAAGUACGGCAACGACAAGAUAAAGAUUUAUCAAGCACGAUUCACAAACAUGCAUUAUGGAUUGUUAGAUUUCAAACCACCAACGGCAUACAAACUAGUAUGUGCUGGACCUGAAGAAAAGGUCGUUGGACUGCAUAUUGUUGGAAAGGCUUCAGACGAGAUCUUGCAAGGGUUUGCUGUUGCUGUCAAGAUGGGUGCAACCAAGGCCGAUUUCGAUGCUACGGUGGCAAUACAUCCCAGUGCAGCUGAAGAACUAGUAACCAUGCGAUAG